AUGACUUUACAAUUACCGAUAGCGGCGUGUGCUAAAAGAGAUGGAUUAAGUGGUUUGGGUUGUGAGCAAUUUGAGUACGCAAGUACCAUGGCUACAACUUUAUUGGCUCCAGUUAAAACCGAACGUGAGAUCUUAGAACAUUCUAUGUCGGAAGAUGAUCCAAAUGCUAAUAUCCAACUACGUAGUGAAGUAGGUAAUCAGCCCCGUUGGGGUCCUCAACAUCGAGGUGCACAAGAGCUUGCCGAACUUUAUAGUCCAGGGAAAAGGAUACAAGAAGGUGUAUGUGUAGUGUUAUGCUGUACGUUAUGCAUCAGUGCAGGCUUUCUUAUGGCCAAAUACAUUCGUGCAGAUGCUUCAUUGCUACUGGCGGCCAUAGCUGGUGUACUCACUGCUGAUUUUGCAUCAGGAGUAGUUCAUUGGGCAGCAGAUACAUGGGGUGCAGUUGAUCUACCCAUAAUUGGCAAGAGUCUACAGCUGUUAACAGAAGUAUUCAGAUCAAUCUACUUCAAGAAUUUUUUACGUCCCUUUCGUGAGCACCACAUUGAUCCAACUUCAAUUACCCGUCAUGAUUUUAUAGAAACGAAUGGUGAUAAUUUUGCAAUAACCAUACCAGUGCUGGCUCGAAUUGUAUGGCAAUUGCUCACUUAUGAUUCAUCCACGAUUGAAAGUCAAUUCCAUUGGAUUGCUUACUGGUACUUAUGCUGCAUAUUUGUGGCGAUGACAAAUCAGAUCCACAAAUGGUCGCACACGUACUUCGGGCUGCCGGCGUGGGUGGUGUGGCUGCAGGAGUGGCGCGUGGUGCUGCCGCGCCGCCACCACCGCAUCCACCACGUGGCGCCGCACGAGACUUACUUCUGCAUCACCACCGGCUGGCUCAACUGGCCCCUGGAGAAACUGCACUUCUGGUCCACCCUGGAACUGCUCAUCCAAACCCUCACCGGCUGCAAGCCGCGCGCUGACGACCUCAAAUGGGCUCAGAAACGUUCC
Brenthis ino (lesser marbled fritillary) is the source of this 987-nucleotide messenger RNA. Lineage: Eukaryota; Metazoa; Arthropoda; Insecta; Lepidoptera; Nymphalidae. The record is from the annotation of a GenBank genome assembly.